CCCAGGCUCUCGCGUGCGCCCUCAUGCCUGCUUCUCAAAAGAAGACAGCUCCCCGCUACCAAGUGUCUCGAAGGCGUUGGAUCCCCGUUGAACCCCGAGUGCUUCGCGCCAAGACUUGCGUCAGCAAUCACCACCCUGUGGUCUUGCGCAUUUCCACAUAGGCCCCCUCGCAACAUCAUUCUUCGCUCCUCUCGUUCCCCAUCGAUUCUACGGCGGGCGCACUUAAAGAUACGCCGCUCUAUCCUUCCCUCUCUGCCCAACCACCGCCACCAGCCACACGGCCUAAUCUAGUGCCACAAUGUUCUGUCUCCGCUCCUGGUUGCCUCUGCUGUUUUUCCUCACAAACGCCUCUCCGGUCUACCUCGUUCUCUUCAUCUCUGCGACGUACUACCUCAACCGCCCGUGUGUCUAUUGCAGCCUCCUCCUCGCAAUCCUUGUUCUUGCACUCUUCGACUUCAACACGAGCUGGUUCGAGCCAAACAGCAAAUACCACGAGCAUUCUGCGAACGAGACCGCUUCUAAUUCAUCCUUGGCGCUCGACGUGGCUAUGGAGACGGCGUCGGUCGUCGCUUCCACCCUGAAUGACACCGCUGGCGCUCUGGUAUCAGCGGCUAUGGAUGGAAUGAAGCGGAGGAGGGUUCCCGAAGUGAACAUCAGCGGCAACGGCCUCGAGUGGGGAAAGGCUCUGUUAAAGAAGGAGUGGAAACUGCCUUGUCUGGACGUCGUUGUCCGGUUAUAAACUUUCGCGACAGAUGAUUUAGGCUUGCGCGCGUAGUGGAGGGAGGAUUCUGGCGUUUCUGUGGAUAGGGCGGCUGUGAUUGUGAGCAGUCUAACAAUGCUUCGUGCAUAUUUCGGUAGCAUAGCGUCGGAGUUACGGUAACGGAUUCUUUGGACAGGUCCACAAGCAACAGCGCAAAGAGCUAUCGGGCUGGGCCGGGAUGGUAUGUCCCCUUCAUAAUACAUUCUCUGUGGAGGAAAGCGUUAUGGGCUAUGUUCAAAACCCAAUCAGCGCAGUGCUUGGAUAGGCGACCAAUUUUCAUGACGUUUCGAGUUGUUUAGUCGUAGGCAGGCACAAAACUGAGUCUCGCAACUAUGAGUAGGCAUCCUGCCCAAAAUGAAUAACAUCGC
Molecule: messenger RNA, 1128 nt
Organism: Aplosporella prunicola CBS 121167
Lineage: Eukaryota; Fungi; Ascomycota; Dothideomycetes; Botryosphaeriales; Aplosporellaceae
Exons: 2
Coding region: 299-739 (146 amino acids)
Source: RefSeq, a predicted model, not a curated record